This is a messenger RNA of Conger conger (European conger), 2830 nucleotides long. Its product is annotated as heparan sulfate glucosamine 3-O-sulfotransferase 5. The transcript is spliced from 3 exons. Gene Ontology annotation, molecular function: [heparan sulfate]-glucosamine 3-sulfotransferase activity. The coding region runs from base 535 to 1572 and encodes 345 amino acids. The record is from RefSeq and is a predicted model, not a curated record. Lineage: Eukaryota; Metazoa; Chordata; Actinopteri; Anguilliformes; Congridae.
CAUGAGAGCCUGUCCGACAGCUUAUGAGAGUGUGCCCAGCUGAUACAGUUUGUGGUCGCGACACUGUAAUCGCAACUGAUUCCAAAGAAAACAAGGAAACAACCGACCCACGAAUUCCCGGGACAGCAGUUUUAUCCUCACCUUUGCCACCAUUCUCCCUCAUAGAUGCACGUGAUGCGACAGCUUCACAGGCAGCUUCCAGUACCUGUCUUGGUGGAGUAGCAGAAGUGUGGGUGCUUGCAGGACGAAAUAUAGAACAUUCUUCUGGCGUUAGAGUUUAAAAAAAGAAAGAUUUCAGCAAAAUACAGCUGAGCGAGUUGUGAUGCUGGCGCGUAUGUUGGUUAUUGCGCGUCUGUGUGCGUUUGAGUGCGAGAGAAGCACCUGGUGACAGCCCGUACGAGGAUAUGGGGGAAAGCUUUCUGACCUGCUAUAUCUCGCAUUUUUUAUGUGCAUUUCGUCUGUGAGAGGAUAGCCGUGUCCCGUGGAGGAUGCCGAACUGGCUGAAGAUGCAGUCCUGAAGAUUGAUGGAGGGUCAUGCCAUUCAAACAGCAGGCGUUGCUGAGACAGAAGCUCUUCGUGUUAGGCAGCCUCGCUGUAGGGAGUCUCCUUUAUCUAGUGGCCAGAGUGGGGAGCUUGGAUAGGCUGCAGCCUAUUUGCCCCGUAGAGAGCAGAGUGGCCCCUCACGCCCCCGGGCCCUUCCCCCUGCGGACGCUGCAGUACAAGAGGGGCAUCCUGCACGAGCUCCGCAAGGGCAACGCCACCAAGGAGCAGAUCCGCCUGCACAGCCUGGUGCAGCAGCUGCCCCGCGCCAUCAUCAUCGGGGUCCGCAAGGGGGGCACCCGCGCCCUGCUGGAGAUGCUCAACCUGCACCCGGCCGUGGUCAAGGCCUCGCAGGAGAUACACUUCUUCGACAACGACCAGAACUACGCCCGGGGCAUCGACUGGUACCGCGAGAAGAUGCCCUUCUCCUUCCCCCACCAGAUCACCAUCGAGAAGAGCCCGGCCUACUUCAUCACAGAGGAGGUCCCGGAGCGCAUCUUCAAGAUGAACUCCUCCAUCAAGCUCCUGAUCAUCGUCAGGGAGCCCACCACCCGGGCGGUGUCCGACUACACCCAGGUGCUGGAGGGCAAGGAGCGGAAGAACAAGACCUACCACAAGUUCGAGAAGCUGGCCAUCGACGGCAACACCUGCGAGGUGAACACCAAGUACAAGGCGGUACGGACCAGCAUUUACACCAAGCACCUGGAGCGCUGGCUCAAGUACUUCCCCGUGGAGCAGUUCCACAUCGUGGACGGGGACCGGCUCAUUUCGGACCCGCUGCCGGAGCUCCAGCUGGUGGAGCGCUUCCUCAACCUCCCCUCCCGCAUCAGCCAGUACAACCUGUACUUCAACGCCACCCGCGGGUUCUACUGCCUCCGAUUCAACAUCGUCUUCAACAAGUGCCUGGCGGGCAGCAAGGGCCGCAUCCACCCCGAGGUGGACCCCGCGGUGGUGGCCAAACUGCGCCGGUUCUUCCACCCCUUCAAUCAGAAGUUUUACCAGAUCACCGGGAGGACAUUCAACUGGCCAUGAAGGGGACGAGAGAAACAAGUACAAACUCUUUAUGGAGCUAUCACCGUGGUCAGCUUUUUUUGGUCAUAAAAAUGCCCCUUUGAAAAAUAUUUAGAAGCACUUUGACUGACGUUUAAGACUUGAGAGUAUCACAAAGUGACCAAAUAUGAAAUGGGAUCAAUGUUUUGUUCAUAGAAGUGAAGGGGAGAGUGAUUUGUGAGCUGUACUUUGCAACAACUUGAAAGCGCCCAUUCUUUCCAUGUAAUACAUUGCCUGUUUAUGGUGACAGGUAGAAAAAUGUAUUUGACUUUCCUAUUGUCAUGAGCCAUGUUUAUCCAUAACCAGUAUCAAUGGAACAUUCCUCUAGUGCGAGUUGAAAGUAUUGAGAAAUGUAAAUUGAUACAUUUUUAAAGAUGGCUUGUUCAGGGUAUGUGAAAUCCUACAGUAUCAUCUGAGUAAAAGCAUCUCACACCAGGCCCGUUAGAUUUAAGUGUUUUUCACUUUGAUUGUUUUUGCAGUUUGAUUGUGGUACAGAGAAAUGAAUCCCAGACAGAAAGAUGUCCACCUCCUGCUGUUUCUUUAUUUACUGAAGGGCUUGUGAAGGAAAUAAUUGACUCUUGAUCCCAACGUACUUGUACACUAAAUUUACUGUCGUGAACCAAUGAGUUCGAACCUUUUUUAACAAAGGUGAAGUUGGUUUAUUCAGCAGUGACAACCAAUAAUAUAUCAUGAGUUUAUUGAACCCCAUUUAUUUUGUUUCCAUUUUCUUUUUAAUAAUUCCAUUAAGGGAAGAUGCCCUCGAUGUAACCCUAUGUGUGUAUGUUUCAAAAGGGUGUGAAAAGUAAGACGGUCAAAAUAUCACUGCUGUGUAUUGCCUCUUUGAAUCUGCAAUGGCUAAUUAUUCACAGCUUCAGAAAAUCUAAACAACAAAACUGUACAGUACUACAUGGGAAUGACAGGGUUAUUUUAUUUAAUGAGUUCUUUACAUUGUUUUGUGUACACCCAGGGCCGAAACCUUGAGCAUCUCUCUUUUUCAUCCUAGUUUUCUUUUACAAUGAACAAACUGAAGUAAAUUGAAGAUGUGUACCAAUAAUCCUUCUCUGUGUCAUUUAAACUUUUUUGAUGAAAAGGCAAAUAAAAUAUAAAAAAGAAAACAUUUAAGCACUAAACCUGUUAAAAGUCAUCAUUUCUUGCUUUAAUUUCAAAAGCCUUCCAUACAACAGUACUGUAUGUUCUCAUGUUAGAAAAUAAAGGGGUUAACAUCAUUUUUGUUUUAUAA